This is a messenger RNA of Lentinula edodes (shiitake mushroom), 2095 nucleotides long. Its product is annotated as RTC4-like domain-containing protein. The record is from RefSeq and is a predicted model, not a curated record. NCBI's taxonomy places the organism in Eukaryota, Fungi, Basidiomycota, Agaricomycetes, Agaricales, Omphalotaceae. Bases 219 to 2018 code for a protein of 599 amino acids. The transcript is spliced from 3 exons.
GAUAGUGAUGACGACGAUUACUGUACGUAUGUCACUUAUUUUGCCUUUUGAUUAUCCCAACAGUCAAUAUCACAACAGUUUACAAUCCAUCGGUUGACGCCAACACCCUGUGUCCAUACUGCGACGAGCCUCUUCCUGCUUCGCCCACGCCCCAUCUCAAACACCUCCUUGCUACUACUGCCAAGAAAUCCAUUCGUGCGCCAAGACCGACGAAUCCUAUGGGUCGCAAAACCGCUGUGAGCGUCUUCAUCAAUGUCUGCCAGCGUCAUCAGUUUGAGAGCAAGAUCCUGCCCGAGGCAGAAGCAAAAGGCUGGCCCAAGUCGAUCGGAUGGGAUUUAAUUCAUGAACGAGUGAUGAGGAUGAAGAACCAUUUGGAGGCGCUCAUGGAGAAUUCUAUGCUUGAAAAUGAGAGGGGCGAUGUUGAUUAUGAUGAAGAGGGUGAUGCCGGUGAAGGGAGUGGGCAAUGUAGACGGGCUAGAGAUAAAUGUGUUUUUUGGGAAGACGUGAUAAAAGAGGUAAAGCAGAAGGGAACCCGUGCAGCUGCCAAUGUCAAGAGUCAGUUUGCAAACUUUCAGAAUACUCAACCUGGAUACUAUGGUGAACUGGGCUCUGUUCUAAUCCAUCAAUCCCUCUACGAACUCUUCCCUCCAGAAAGCACGCCUCUUGAAUUGGUCUCUCCGCUGAGUCCCAAGGAAUUCAUUAACCGCGUCUUACUCCCAGAGGUAGCCCUAAGGCUCAUCAUGGAAGACAAGUCUCUUUCUGGGUCCUCUGGGGCGAGGAAAGCGCUUGAGAUCCUUCGAGACAGCACCACGUAUGGCGUCGCAAUGUUCCCUGAGGACGCUGGUGAACGAGUAGAGGGUGCCAGCGCCAAAUUGUAUACUAAAGGGAAGAGAAAGGGUAAAGGAAAAGAAAAGGCAAAAGAAACAGAGAGAUAUCAUUCAGAAGAUACGGAAAUCGAAACUACGGAGAUGAGCGUUGCAGAUAAAAUGGUCAGGGAGAAGGCUCGCAGACGCAGGUUGGAGCUGGAGAAGGAAACUGAACAGGAGGAGAUGAUUCACCAGGAACAGACGAAGCGCCAUCGCAAGGGCAAAAGUAAAAGAAAAAAUCCCGUCGUUCAAACGCCAUCACCUCAGAACCCCAAACCCAAACCGAGACCGAAGCCGAAAGCGAUUCAGAAAAACGCAAGCUCUGCCUCCCUUGCUGGCAUGGAUGUUGGAUCCGAGCCUGAAGCCGGAUGGAGGUCAACUUUUUCGGAUGGGCCCGCAGAAUACUCCGACAACAACGGCAUGGAUAUGGAAGCUUCCGAUGUUGAUGCUAGUAAUGAGCUCGUGAACUGGGCUUUGGAUGACCCGGCAAACAUGGAUGCUUUCUUUCUGACGACAGAGAAUAAUCGGUCUCCGCCUAACUCUAUUUCCGGUCUUUCCUUCUCUUCCAAACUCCGUGACGUCGGAUUUCCACCGUCGUCGUCGUCUUCGAAACCUGAUAGUGCUGGGAGUACCUCUCAUACGAUGAUCAUAUCCUCUUCAGAAGACUCAGAUUCAAACAUUCGGAAAUCCCGCAAACAAACUAGGAAGAUGUCCACCAGAACUAGAUCACCUAGUAUCAAAAUAUCUUCACCUGACACAAAACCCAUUUCAGUACUCACACGACCACCCCCGUCUUCUUUUGAUAUGGAUGAUACACCCAAGGCUAAUAGAUUCCAGCUGUCGAUGUUUCCGGAAGUCCCUUCUACGUCAUUUUCCCGUCGCAACGGCGGAGGGGCUGUCGACAGAAAUUCAGGAGAAACACACAAUACUGAUUCAGAUGUGGUGCUCAAACGUUGGCACAACGAUCCCGAUAGUGCGCCUCUUGCUUUUCUACGGCAAUCACGGUCAAGACCGAACGUUCAGAAAGCGCCAUCAAAACCUGAGAGCCAUAAAGAGAAGUCGACGAAUAAUAUUAAAUCAACUGUCAAACGAACAGAGUCGAUGAAGUCUGAAACGGAUUCUGGCUGGUUAUUAUCCGAUAGAAGCGAAUGAGCGAGAUACUGAUAAAUAAAGUAAGGAUACAUAUCUUUUAGUAACCUUGUGUAAUUCUGCGCAGUAAGUAGUAUCAG